AUCAGUUGAUGUACUCAAAAUGGCCGACAUUUUUUCUCUCGCUCUCACUUUUCCCCAUGCGUCUUGCUCACCCAUCUGUCAUGUUCGUGAGUGACUUCUUGGAAAAUGUCAACUAACAUUUGUGAAUUUUUAAAAAUCAAUAAUAACAACCGAAUCAUCAAAUUGUCAUGAUAAAUCAUUGAAUCCAGGGUCGAUUUAUUGAUAAAAAUGAUAAAUUAUAAACAAAUUAUUUAAAAAUCAGUGAUAAUAGUGAAAUAAAUAAAACACAAUUUUGUUAUUUUGUUUUUAUUAAAUUAAUUUAAUAAACAAUAACAAAAUAAUAAUGAGUUCCUUGGAUUUGAGAAUGGCACAAGUGCAAGGAACACCAUCAUCAGAUGCUGGUAGUUUUGAGUGUUUUCAAAAUUAUACUGCACCAGAAGUAUUUAUUCAAGGACUUGCUGGUAUUGUUGAUCAACAAGAUGUUGAAUCAAUGAUUAGAGCACAAAAACAAAUGCUACAAAGAUUUGAAAAAACAAAUGAAAUGUUGACAAAUUGUAAUCAAUUGUCAAUAAAUAGAUUAAAAUCAGCUGGUGCUGAAUUUAAAAAACACACAGCUUUAUUAAUUGAUAUGAAAAAAGAUCUGGAUUAUAUAUUUAAAAAAAUAAGAAUUGUUAGAAAUAAACUUAAUCAACAAUAUCCACAAGCCUUUAAUGAAGCUGUUAGGAGUAGUUUAGCUGAGGAAGUACUGGUUGAAGACAUUGACCAAGGACCAAAACCUCUUGAACCAGAAAUUGUUCCAUUACCAAAUGCACCUGUGUCUGGUGUUAAUGAUGACCCAGACUCUGAUGUUCCACUCGAGGAGUUUCAAUUUGAAAAGCUGCGUAGACGAAUAAUUAAGAAAAGCGAGAGUUCAUCAACGGACAGCAACGUCGAGAAUAGUAACGAAGUGGAUUCUUCAUCAGACACUGGCUAACAUGUGUCUUAAAAUUCAAUCAAUAACAAUGAUAAUAAAUUAAGACAAUGAAAUUAUUAAUAAGAAGAAAGGUUACUAAAAAUAAUA
Molecule: messenger RNA, 1039 nt
Organism: Aphidius gifuensis
Lineage: Eukaryota; Metazoa; Arthropoda; Insecta; Hymenoptera; Braconidae
Product: kxDL motif-containing protein CG10681
Exons: 4
Coding region: 323-952 (209 amino acids)
Biological process (GO): lysosome localization
Cellular component (GO): BORC complex
Source: RefSeq, a predicted model, not a curated record